AUGACUUCACGAGCUUCUUCCCCUCCUUUGGAAUAUACCCCACUUGAAGAAUUAUAUGCAUUCUUAGAAACAAACCCAGAGUUGGAGCCUAUUUUAUCAGAGAUUCAAGCUCUCGAGUCCAUAUACCUUCCCGAGAAUAUACGCGUGUGGCCUAUAUCGCUUUCCCAUCCUAGCUCCGCAUAUGCUAAAACUCGAUUUGAAGUAGUUAGCUCGCUUCAAGCACCACACGAAGAUGUGUCCCUCAAUAUCUUAGUUACUCUUCUCCCUUCUUAUCCCACAUCGUCUGCCCCCCAAUUACAGCUCCUUUCCCGUUACAUUGGAGCAUUCGGUGUGGAUCCAGAGCUCUCUGGCUCGGUACUCCGAACCUACUUUUCGAGCUUGACUGGGGGAGCGUGCAACAAUUGGUACCAAGAGCGGCUAAGCGAGAAGACUGCAGGUCAACUUCAACGAGAGAUUGAGAAAGAGAGUCACACCCACGAGACCGCGCCUCGAGCGGAAGAACCCCUCGUAAAGGAGCUGCCCGCACCUGUAGAGCUGCCCGUCGGCGUAGAAUUUACGGUCGCAGAACCAAUCAUCGAUCGGAAGAGCGUUUUUAUUGGGAGAGCGUGCAGAAUUACGCAUCCAAAUCAAGUUCCAGCCAUACUUGCGUAUUUGAUGACGGAUAAACGAAUUACAAGGGCGGCACAUCCAAUUAUCAAUGCUUGGAGGUGCACUGUAGAUGGUAUUCUACACCAGGACAAUGACGAUGACGGCGAAUCUGCUGCCGGCCGGGGAAUUGCGCAUUUACUCCAAAUCAUGGAAGUAGAUCAUGUUCUGGUGGUCGUUACCAGGUUUUUCGGGGGGUCGAUCAGCUUUAAAGAGUCCUGCUACAGCCCGUUUCCGCUUAGCUCCUCCCUCCCUCCGUUUGAACCCAGCAUUGCUUGCAAGGAUGGCCUCGAGUACAACAAACUUCUCUGCCGUGAAAGAUCAGAGUCUGUUAAAUACCAAGCAUUCAUUGCCGGACAAUGGGUAGACGCUAAGGAUGGUGGAAAGAUUAAAGUGACGAAUCCCGCCACCGGCGAGGUAUUGGGUACUGUUCCUGAACUUGGUCUUGAAGACACCAAGAAAGCGAUCGAGGUUGCUGAUGAAGCAUUUAAAACCUGGUCCAAGACCACUGCUAAGGAACGCCACGAUAUCCUCCAGAAGAUGUACAGACUCAUGUUGGAUAAUGCGGAUGACCUAGGCUUGAUCAUUACACUGGAAAACGGAAAGACUCUUGCCGAGGGCAAGGGCGAGAAUGCUUAUAGUGCCUCGUUUGUCGAAUGGUUUGCUGGAGAGGCUGUUCGUACCUAUGGCGAGGUCAUCCCUUCGCCAAUGCUCAACCUUCGGAACGUGGUUGUUAAACAACCUGUUGCUAGGGGGGCUGCGAUCCUUACUCCAUGGAACUUCCCGAGUGCGAUGAUUGGCCGGAAACUAGCACCCGCUCUUGCUGCUGGUUGCACGGUGGUUAUCAAACCUCCUGCGGAAACUCCGUUUUCAGCUCUGGCGCUGGCCGAGAUUGCUCGCCGAGCCGGAGUUCCAGAUGGCGUUAUUAAUGUUGUUACAACUGACAAAAACAUCAAAGAAGUUGGCCAGGAGCUUUGCGAAAGCAAGAUCAUCAAGAAAGUGACAUUUACGGGCUCCACACCUGUCGCCAAGAUACUUUCCAAACAAGCUAGUUCUACUCUGAAAAAGGUUUCUUGGGAAGCUGGCGGAAAUGCGCCAUUUAUCGUUUUCGAUGACGCGGAUAUCGAGAAGGCGGUUGACGGUGCUAUCGCUUGCAAGUUCCGUGGCUCUGGUCAGACUUGUGUCUGCGCAAACAGGAUCUAUGUUCAAUCGUCGGUAUAUGCGGAUUUUGCCGCCCGUCUUGCCGAAAAAGUUGAUGCGUUCAAGCUCGGAAAUGGAAUUGACCCCGCGACUACACAUGGACCUCUGAUUCACUCUCGAGCAAUCGAAAAGGUCGAGGCGCAUGUAAAUGAUGCAGUCUCACGCGGUGCAUCUGUAUUGGUUGGUGGAAAACGGGCUGAAUCAUUGGGCCCCAACUUUUUCGAGCCAACAGUUCUGGCAGAUGUUCCCCCUGAUGCAGCUCUUACUGACGAGGAGACAUUCGGGCCUGUAGCUGCAUUGAUCAAGUUCGAGACCGAGGAUGAAGUAAUCCGCUUGGCAAACAACUCCGACGUCGGUCUCGCAGGGUAUUUCUUCUCUCGCGAUGUAGGACGAGUCUGGCGUGUAGCAGAGGCACUCGAGGUUGGAAUGGUGGGCACCAACACUGGCUUGAUUAGUCAGGCCCAAGUGCCGUUUGGUGGAAUCAAAGAAAGUGGGCUUGGACGUGAGGGAGGCCCGCAUGGUAUUGACGAAUACAUGAAUACCAAGUUGAUUGUGUUUGGUGGUUUGUAA
Messenger RNA from Rhizoctonia solani, 2415 nucleotides. Its product is annotated as aldehyde dehydrogenase family protein. The record is from RefSeq and is a predicted model, not a curated record. Gene Ontology annotation, molecular function: protein binding; succinate-semialdehyde dehydrogenase (NAD+) activity. NCBI's taxonomy places the organism in Eukaryota, Fungi, Basidiomycota, Agaricomycetes, Cantharellales, Ceratobasidiaceae. Bases 1 to 2415 code for a protein of 804 amino acids. The transcript has 24 exons. Gene Ontology annotation, biological process: GABA catabolic process.